GUUCCUUCAAUUAUGAGUAACAUGCUGAAUCCAGAUGCUAUUUUUUCAAACAAUGAAAUGAGCCUGUCAGACAUUGAAAUUUACGGUUUUGAUUACGACUACACAUUGGUCUUUUAUUCCAAACAUUUGCACACGCUGAUCUUCAAUGCUGCUCGAGAUCUUCUUAUUAAUGAGCAUCGGUAUCCUGCAGAAAUAAGAAAAUAUGAUUAUGAUCCAAAUUUUGCUAUCAGAGGACUUCAUUAUGAUGUGCACCGGGCAUUAUUAAUGAAGAUUGAUGCUUUUCACUAUAUUCAACUGGGGACAGUUUACAGAGGCCUCAGUGUUGUCCCAGAUGAAGAAGUCAUUGCAAUGUAUGAUGGUUCCCAUGUCCCUCUAGAACAAAUGAGUGACUUUUAUGGAAAGAGCUCACAAGGAAAUACAAUGAAGCAAUUCAUGGAUAUAUUUUCCUUGCCAGAAAUGACACUUCUUUCCUGUGUGAAUGAAUAUUUUCUGAAAAACAACAUCGAUUAUGAGCCUGUUCAUCUGUAUAAAGAUGUCAAGGAUUCAAUCAGGGAUGUCCACAUCAAAGGAAUAAUGUACAGAGCAAUUGAAGCAGAUAUUGAGAAAUACAUCUGCUACGCCGAACAAACUCGUGCGGUGCUAGCAAAGCUGGCUGAUCAUGGCAAGAAGAUGUUUCUCAUCACAAACAGUCCCAGCAGCUUUGUGGACAAAGGCAUGAAGUUCAUAGUUGGCAAGGACUGGAGGGACCUCUUUGAUGUGGUUAUUGUACAGGCUGAUAAGCCAAACUUUUUCAAUGAUAAGCGAAGACCAUUUCGGAAGGUGAAUGAAAGGGGAGUGUUGCUUUGGGACAAAAUUCACAAGCUGCAGAAAGGUCAGAUUUACAAACAGGGUAACUUGUACGAAUUUCUGAAGCUUACUGGCUGGAGGGGCUCUAAGGUUCUCUACUUUGGUGAUCACAUUUACAGUGACUUGGCAGAUUUGACCCUGAAGCAUGGCUGGCGCACUGGUGCAAUUAUUCCAGAGUUACGAUCAGAGAUUAAAAUCAUGAACACAGAGAAAUACAUUCAAACCAUGACCUGGCUGCAAACCUUGACAGGAUUACUGGAACACAUGCAGGUUCACCGUGAUCCUGAUUCACAAAUGAUUUUAGAAGAAUGGAAGAAGGAAAGAAAGGAGAUGAGGGAGAUGAACAGGAAUUUCUUCAACGCACAGUUUGGAAGUUUAUUCAGAACUGAUGAGAAUCCAACUUAUUUCCUAAGACGUCUCUCUAGAUUUGCAGAUAUCUAUAUGGCAUCACUGAGUUGUCUCUUGAACUAUGAGCCUGAUUACACGUUUUAUCCAAGGAGGACUCCUUUGCAGCAUGAACUUCCUGGCUGGUCGGACCAGCUGUGCACUGGUACAUUCAGAAUACCUUUCCUACAAGACACAGUUCAGAUCAAAUAA
Molecule: messenger RNA, 1443 nt
Organism: Phaethon lepturus (White-tailed tropicbird)
Lineage: Eukaryota; Metazoa; Chordata; Aves; Phaethontiformes; Phaethontidae
Gene: NT5DC3
Product: 5'-nucleotidase domain containing 3
Exons: 13
Coding region: 13-1443 (476 amino acids)
Molecular function (GO): 5'-nucleotidase activity
Source: RefSeq, a predicted model, not a curated record